Molecule: messenger RNA, 678 nt
Organism: Quercus lobata
Lineage: Eukaryota; Viridiplantae; Streptophyta; Magnoliopsida; Fagales; Fagaceae
Product: protein FAR1-RELATED SEQUENCE 5-like
Exons: 1
Coding region: 1-678 (225 amino acids)
Source: RefSeq, a predicted model, not a curated record
AUGGACAUUUCUUGUCAAAACAAGGAUACCAUAAAUGAUUGUACCCCAAAGGUUGGUAUGGAGUUUGAUACGUUAGAGGCAGCUUGGAUGUUUUGGAAAAAUUAUGGAAAACAAAUGGGGUUUAGUGUUCGAAAGCAUUAUACAAAUAAAAGUAAGAUAGAUGGAGAAAUAACAUCGAGAAGAUUUUUGUGUUCUAAAGAGGGUACUCGUAAGCCUGAUAAACGAGAUCAUCUAACCAGUCAACCUCGACAAGAAACAAGGACUAAUUGUCUAGUACGAUUGGGUGUUUCAUUAGUUCGUGAGACCGGAAAGUACAAGGUGUACGAUUUUGUAUCAGAGCACAACCAUGUUCUUCAUCUUGCAGCAACUACUUUCAUGAUGCGAUCAGAACGAAAGAUGUCUGAUGUCCAAGCUUUUGCUAUUGAUUUAGCUUAUGCUUCUGGAAUUAAGCCUAAGGAGAUACAUGAGUUAAUGAGUAGGGAGGCUGGUGGAAGGGCUAAUCUUGGCUACAUUGGAGUUGAUCAAAAAAACUAUCUUCGAACUAGACGACAACGAAGCUUGAUAUAUGGUGAAGCUGGUAGUUUAUUAAGGUAUUUUCAACAACAAUUGAUUCAUAAUCCAUCGUUCCAUUAUGCUGUACAGUUGGAUAUCGAGGAGCAAAUAACUAAUAUAUUUUAG